UUUGCUUGUCUCGCUUGAAGAUGUCCAAUAAUUGAAAUUUUCAUCCAUUACAUGUAUUUAAAAUAUUAUUUUCACUCAGAAGGUCUAUAACUUUGGUUGGCAUGAGAAAGAGAAAGUGUUCUCUAUUAAACACAGUGUCUUUCCAAAUUUCUAAAAAUGGCUCCUGAAGAGUAAGUUUGAAAAAAGGAGCAAAAUGGAACACAUAUUUGUUAAAUGCAAAUAGAAGAUGCAGGCAGACGGUUCUUCUACGAAGCCAAUUAAGAUUAAUUUCUAAGUGACAACAAAUGAUCUGACAUGUGUCUAUCUAAUAGAUAUACAUUUUUCAUCACCGUUGACAAGUCAUAUGUGUGAAUAACAAACUUGUUGACAACCAAAGGCCUAGAUACAAAUCGAAAGAAAUGGCGUCAAUCGAUCGUGAAGUUUUUAGCACUCCAAAUUUACCGUUAGCCUCCAAAAUUGUUUGAUUCGCGCUACGUGACGAAAUCUGAUACUUUUCCUUAUCGGCGACCACAACAUUUUGGAGCUAUAUGUACGAACGAAACUUUGCUUUGAGAAUGUUUUAUGAAUAAUAAUGAUCAGAGUUACGGCGUAAAGGAGACAACACAGAACGUUUACCGUGCGACUCGUAAGCCUUGUGUUGCAAGUCAUCAUGAAGUGUCUCCAUCUGGAAAUAACACUGAAGGUGAACUUGAACGGCCGCCUCAAGUUUUAAUAAGAACUUCUUGGUCAUUGUUGAUCAUGGAUAACUCCCUGACAGUUUGGACGUUUUUUUCGCUAUUUUGUGUGUCAGAAUCUCUGUCUUGGACCAUCAAACAGCCCCGCAGUGUAUACAGAGGAUCACCCAUCACACUAGAAUGGACAAUAUCACUAACAACAGAAGAAAGGAAGAGAGCGGAUCGCUUUUCUUUGAUUCUCUUGGAACGUGAGAAGUUUCUUUACAGCAAUCAGUGGCAGAUCAUGGCUGUUAAACAGUAUUACAAUGGUAUUUAUCAGGAAAUCGACAAUGAGGACACUUUUGAUGUGAUUCCUGGAAAGGACAUGGCACUCAAAUUGAACAAUGUCACGGACACAGAUGCUUCCCGGUUUCGUUGCACAUUUCUUAGCUCAUUUGCAUCUCCGAAGAGUAUCAUAGAGGUGGAAAUAGAAGAUUCUCCGAUAUACGUACGUCUUAUGGACGGAACUACUCCCAAUAGAGGCCGAGUAGAAGUGUAUCGUAAUGGAUUUUGGGGCACCAUCUGUAGAGACAGUUGGGAUAUUCCGGAUGCUUCAGUUGUUUGUCGAAUGUUGGGUUACGCGGGAGCCUGGAAAGCUGGCUGUUGUACUGAUUAUCGGGGUGGGACUGGUCCAGUAUGGCUAAGUGACAUUUCAUGUACAGGACAAGAGAAGUCUUUAUUAGAAUGUCGUCACAGUGGUUGGGGUGUCAAUAACUGUGAUCACAAAAAAGAUGCAGAGGUCGUAUGUUACAGCUCGCCAACAGUAAAACCAUCUCACUUUUUCAGUGGACAAACCAUGUCAGCAAGAACACAAAAAUCUUUUUUUUCUAGCACAACAGCAGUUACAUCCACAUUGGCUCAGUCUAUUUCGACACAGGUGCUUCCACCAAUACCCUUCAGUCCAACAUCAAUACAAUUCCAAACCCAUAUUGUUCGAGUUACAGAAGCUAUAGACGUAUCUCCGAGUUCUUCGUCGUUGGCCGUCAUGUCCAGCUCUGUUAUUUCGUCCACAAACCCCAUUGUGUUUAUUGAGCUGCUGAAUGGCGGUGGUCACCCAAAUCAAGGUCGUGUUUCACUUUACUACAAUGGCCAGUGGGGUACAAUAUGCCAAGAUCAUUGGGAGUUGAAUGAUGCCCAUGUGGUGUGUCGUAUGCUGGGAUACCCAAGAGCUUUUGACUUUACCAACAGGACAGUCUUCGGUAGUGCUAACGAUGGACCAAUAUGGUUAGAUGAAGUCAACUGCACGGGAAAUGAGAGCACCCUCGCAGCUUGUCCACAUGCUGGCUGGGGAAAAAGUAACUGUGAUCACAGUAAAGAUGUGGGGGUGAAAUGUGACUUUAAUUACACUGUGGAGGCAAAAGAUGCAAGUUGCUCAUUUGACACUUGGUAUUGCGGUUGGGAGAAUGGACCAGGCAGCCAGGGAUUUACAUGGACCAGGAAGUUUGGUUCGACGAUAUCAAGUGAAACCGGACCAUCCCAGGAUCACACCUCUGGGAAUGGUUUUUACUUUUACAUUGAGGCAUCUGGACGAAGCAUGGGUGAAAUUGCUUCACUCGUGUCUCCAUAUAUACGAAGUGAUGGAAACACCACGUGUAUGGUAUUCUUUUAUCAUAUGUAUGGACAGUCCAUUGGUACGCUCACAGUCAAGGCUGGAGAUCAAGUUUUGUGGCAGUUGUCAGGCAACCAGGGAAAUGCUUGGUACAGGGCAACUGUACCCCUUAAUUUCAAUGCCACUUACAGGGUGAUGUUUGAAGGUGCUGUUGGUAGCACUGCACGCAGUGAUAUCGCUAUCGACGAUGUUGAGUUCCAGGGAAAUACAGAGUGCGAGAAGACGGCUGAAACGUUAGUCCCACCAAAAAUCGUGUGGAUUUCCCCAAAUCGAACAGCUGAACUUGGCAGUGAGGUUACGUUAGUAUGUACCGUAAUUGGUCUCCCCACACCACGUGUGAUAUGGAAGAAAAAUAGAAGAGUUCUUUCGGGGAGUCAGGUGACUGGUAACGUCACUCUACUGAAUAUCUCUCAGUCCGAUAUUGGCAGUUAUGAGUGCUGGGCAGCUAAUGAUGUGGGCACUGACACCAGAGCUACAGUACUCGACGGGGACUCUGUUGCCAUACGGUGCUGGUCAUAUGGCUACCCUGGUCCACUCUGUCACAUAUAUCGCGAGGGUAAUUUACUAGGCGCAAAUAGAGGUGUUUAUGUUAUUGAAAACUUCACUACUUUGGAUCAAGGAGUCUACAUUUGCAACUGCUCUAAUGUCGCUGGUGCAGCGCAGGCAAACUUUUCCCUCGCUCUUUAUAAGUCCCCAGCUAUCCACACCAUUUAUCCAGCCUAUCAACUUGUGAACGAAACUGAUGCAUUUGAAUUUUUCUGUAAUGCGACGGGAAAUCCAACCCCGACAAUAACAUGGUGGAAAAUUGGCGACACUAGCAAAGUAUAUUCCACAGAACCAACACUGGCAAUACAAAAUGCUUACAAAUCAGACUUUGGCAGCUACCGAUGUACCGCAACAAGUAUUCGCGGUGAAAACGUGUCAGCUGUUGCGCGGGUGGAGAUGGAUAACUUUUCGCCGACAGUCGACUACAUUUGCUGUAACGUGACUAUUUUGGAAAAAGAAAGAAGAAAUGUUACAAUGUACUGUAAUGCCACAGGAAGACCAGCGGCUCAGCUGUCCUGGAUAAGAGUUGUAGAUGGUAAAACAUUGGUCACUGGGAAUACUUUAGUAAUCACAGCUGCUGGUCGGUCGCAUCGUGGUGAAUACAGAUGCGUCAGUGAUAAUGGAGUGCGGAAUCCUGUGUCCAAGUCGGCAUACGUGAACGUGCUUUAUAAUCCAAUAACCACAAGAUUAACAACCGAUAAAUUAAAUGCAGUGGUGCUAGGAAAUGGUCGCAUUGCAAUGACUUGCAUAACUGAUGCCAACCCACCGCCAAGUCAAUACAAGUUUUAUCGUAAUGGUGUCUACUUAAGGACAAGUCUUACAAGAGUGCAUGUUAUUCACAAGGCCAGAUAUUUUGACGCAGGAACCUAUAUGUGUGUACCAAUCAACAGGCUUGGCUUUGGUUCAAACGGCUCUGUCCAGGUUUCGGUGAUUGGUGCUUUUUCUAUCAUGCACUUCCCACGGAACAUGACUGUCAACGAAAGUGCACGUGUGUCAUUUUUUUGUAAUGCUACUUCUUAUGCCCCAUAUGGGAAAUUUGCUCCUCAAAUCUCUUGGAGUAAGCUAAGAGACAAAAGCAAAGUAUUCCCAGCAGGUGAACAGCUCGUUAUGAGGAAUGUUAGUAGAUACGAUGGAGGUACAUACAUCUGCACAGCUAGGAACGGAGUUGGGCUUCCUGAUACUAAAACGGCGGUGCUAAGUGUGUUACAUAAACCAUAUGACACUAAGCUUGGGGCAUCAGUUCCAGACAAUAUUGCAGUAUUAAACUCAUCAGUGGUAUUAACUUGUAGAGCAAAGGCCAAUCCACCGGUUACAUCCUAUAACAUUUAUCACAAUGGCAUCUUAGUGUCCAAUACAUCCAGUGGUAUUCACAACAUCACGCACGCUCUGGCUGAAGAUAAUGGAUCAUACGUCUGUAUACCGCACAACGAGUUUGGUGAAGGCGAAAAGGCAGCUUUGAACGUGUCUUUUGUGGGACCUUGUGGCGUUAAACGCGUGCAUCAUACCUGGUCGCCGCAGAUUGUGGCAGGAGCUAAAGCUAAACCAGGGGAGUGGCCAUGGCAGGUCCAGCUCGGAUACUUUGACAAAACCGAUAGCAUCCCUCAUCUUUGUGGUGGCUCCAUCUUGGAUCACUACUGGAUUGUCACGGCUGCACACUGUGUAAAAAGUGAAUUUGGUAAAAAAACCCCCGCCAACUUCAAUGUCACUGCUGGUGAACUCCACAGAGGGGUCAGUGAAGGAAGAGAGCAAACUGUUCCUAUAGAAAAGAUAAUUGUGCACGAGAAUUUCGACCAAAAAACUUUACAAAAUGAUAUCGCUUUGAUGAAGCUCCGGACACCAAUCUUCUUUGAUGCGCAUGUGUCGCCAAUAUGCCUUCCAAACUUUGAUUUUGACGACGGUACCAAGUGUUACGUCACCGGCUGGGGUCGUACUGGACCUCUUAGUUCGACGCCAAACAUUCUUCAAGAGACUUUAAUUCCUCUUGUAGCUCACAGAGUUUGUCAACUGUAUUACAAACAGAAAAGAGUUAAUAAUGUAACGUCAGAUAUGCGCUGUGCUGGAACCCUGGGUCAGAGUCGAGGUACAUGUAAAGGUGACAGUGGUGGACCGCUGGCCUGUGAGAGAGACGGCCGUUGGUAUUUGAUGGGAGUUACAAGUUGGGCAAAUGAGGGCUGUAUGCACAGCGGUGACCCGGGAGUCUUUUCAGAUGUCUUGUACUUUAGGAGCUGGAUUGAAGAAGUCAUGAAGAACAAUACAAAGGCAACAUAGGAGAGCGGCUUGAUUAAAAACGUUGGAUUCAAUUUUCAGAAAAAACACGAGCAGUUGAACGGAGAGAUAAAUGAGUGGUAUGGUUUAAGAAAAUUGUCACAGAAUUUCAAUUAUUUUUGGAACUCUUUCCACUAGUUUGAACAAAGCUGUGCGAGCAUUACACGUGUCAGAAGGCUAACUCUUUUGGGGUAAAAAAUCGAAUAACGAAGUUGUUGUGAUGAUCCUCGAAACAUUUUAAUCUACAGUUGAACUUGAACCAAGUUUUAGCACCAGCUUAUAUCUAGGAUGCAUGAAUUUUUACAUAGAUAUAUUUAAGCACCGUGUGUUUGUAAAUUUACUUUUAUGAAUUUCUCCGGAAAGAAAUAAUCAACAUUAAGAAACAAAUUAUUAAUGAUAAAAAAAAAUUUAUCUUGACGUAAACAAUUUUGUAAAGAAAUCCAAUAACACUGUUUCAACAACGAAGUGUGGGAUUAAUUAUUGAUUAUAAGUCACUGUUUGGAAAGGUCACUUUUUUUAUGGAUCCUCUCGGCCGUAGAGCUCAGAGAUUGAAUAAGCCCUUAUCCAAACAGCCAUAUGUUGGGUUAGGUUGAGUGUUAAG
Stylophora pistillata is the source of this 5734-nucleotide messenger RNA. RefSeq lists its product as uncharacterized. Gene Ontology annotation, molecular function: serine-type endopeptidase activity. Lineage: Eukaryota; Metazoa; Cnidaria; Anthozoa; Scleractinia; Pocilloporidae. The record is from RefSeq and is a predicted model, not a curated record. Gene Ontology annotation, cellular component: membrane. Gene Ontology annotation, biological process: proteolysis.